AUGGACGACCGAGUGGUGACACCCGACACCCGUCCCACGGACGAGAUCGACACCUUUGUCGAGGUCACCUUCGAUGGUGUGGCGAAGCGGACUCGCAUUUGCCAGGACGACGUGUCGCCCAGCUUUAACGAUGACCUGGUCUUUGAGCUGGCCCUCGCCAAGACCAGCAGCAGCAACGAGAUGCAG
Messenger RNA from Effrenium voratum, 186 nucleotides. The record is from the annotation of a GenBank genome assembly. NCBI's taxonomy places the organism in Eukaryota, Dinophyceae, Suessiales, Symbiodiniaceae.